Molecule: messenger RNA, 1278 nt
Organism: Rotaria socialis
Lineage: Eukaryota; Metazoa; Rotifera; Eurotatoria; Philodinida; Philodinidae
Source: the annotation of a GenBank genome assembly
AUGGAAUUAAAUAACAAUAUACAUAAUACUACUAUUACUGGUGUUUUUGGCGAUGACUUUAAAUUAGGUCUCGUUAAAAUAUGUUUAUUCAGUACAUUUUUUGUACUUGGUCUUAUUGGUAAUUCUCUUGUACUUAUUGGUAUUGGUCUCAAUAAAGGCAUGCAAACAUCAACCAAUCUAUUAAUAUUUAAUUUAGCAGUUGCCGAUGUAUUAUUCAUUAUCUUUUGUAUACCGACAACUUUAUUUAGUUUUUUUGGUCGUUGGCCUUUUACUGAUUACGGUUGUAAAUUAGCUCAAUUUAUCAAUCAUCUAUCUGCUUUUAUAAGUAUCUAUCUGCUUGUAUUUAUGUCUAUUGAUCGUUAUUUUGCUGUCGUACAUGCGAUUGAUUCAAUAUCAAGUUAUCGAACAACUAAAAAUACAACUAUUUGCAUUAUGGCUCUAUGGUUCUUAGGUAUUAUCGUAUGUAUACCUAUUGGUUCGUUAUUUACAGUUAUUGAAUUUACAUCGCCUGCGGCGAUGUAUUGUCUUCUACGUUAUUUACAGCCGGAUGCUAGUAAUUUUUCAAACACGAUAAUAACAUCGAAUAUAACAGAAGUUGAAAUUCUACCGAUUGAGGCAAGCAUUUAUUGGCUUGGCUUUGUCAUAUUUCUUUAUGCGCUUCCAUUAACUGUAAUUGUUAUUCUUUAUGGUUUAAUGUUAAAAUUUUUACGUGGAGCACGUGGUCAAUCCGUAGGUAAAAGUAAACGACGUGCAACACGCAUGAUUUUAGCUGUUAUAUUAACCUAUGCUUUAUGUUGGUUUUUUAUGCAACUAUUAUUUAUUUCCAAUGUAAUCCUAUCGAGAAAUACUGGUCAUCAUUUUGCAAGAUUUAUGGAUAUUUUAACAAUGUUUGCAAAUAUUUUUGCUUACCUAAAUUCGUGUACAAAUCCAAUUCUUUAUGGAUUUAUGUCGAAAAAUUUUCGCUCAUCAUUUAUCGAUUUACUUUGCUGUCAUUAUCCCAAACAAAAUAUUUUUUGUAUUAAUGAAAGCUUAAGAAAUCGUCGUAUGACUGAUAAUAAUUAUAGCAAUGCUAAUAAUCUAAAUUCAAUGUAUUACAAAAGUGAUUAUUUAGUACGAUCAUCGGUCGUCUCGCAUUUUUCACAAUUAACACCGAUGAUAACCGCGAAUGGUCGUACAACAUCGUCGUCGUUAUCGCCGGCAGCAAAUGAAAUUAUCACCAAUGUAUGUACCAAGGAACGACAGGACAGCAUCAACAGACAAUCCCAGUCCACGUCAUAG